AUGUCCCAAUUUGCAGAAAAGGUACAGUGCACCAGGACUUCCAAGAAAACACCAUUCAAGCAAAUCCCGGUGGAAGAAUGGCGCAUGGAGAUCCUCAAUGAUGUCAUGUCCAAAGCAUACAAGGGGGAAACUGUGGACCCCUACCUCUUCUCCUCCGCCAAGGACAAACUCAGGACAAUGAAGCUAGGCAUGAGAUAUGUGGUCACAAACCCCAAACUGUCCCUCAUUGAUGAAUUGGGCCACGGCUUUGGCCGUUUCCUGCUCGUUUUGAGAGGGCGUGGGAUCGUCAUCCUCGCAGCAGAAAAGGAAUGA
Seminavis robusta is the source of this 312-nucleotide messenger RNA. NCBI's taxonomy places the organism in Eukaryota, Bacillariophyta, Bacillariophyceae, Naviculales, Naviculaceae. The record is from the annotation of a GenBank genome assembly.